AUGGCGGCGGGCGCACGGCGGCGGCAGCUCCCGGCCUGGAUGGGGGCGGCAGGGGACGAGCGGGCGGCGGCGGCGCCGUCCCCCGAGGCCGGGCGGCGGCGGGGCGCAGGUAGCGCCGCUGGGGCGGGGGAGCGGCUGGGGCGGCGGGCGGGCGGGAGAGCCCGGGCGCUGCCCGCGCUGAGCGUCCCCUGUGCGUUGCCCACGCCGGCGGCGCUGUACUGCAUGAACGAGGCGGAGCUGGUGGAGGUGGCCCUGGCGGUCCUGGCCGAGAGCAAAGAAGGUGAAGAGAAGGGCCGGUCCAGGAGUGAAAAGGACCAGGAGCUCCCGGCAACACCAGACGAGGCUCCUGGAAGCACGGCCAACACGGAUGGAGGCAGUGACCACAGUCUGGCACUUCCAUCCCCUCCUGGUCCUGGUGCUGACGCUGAGAGGACAGGCGAGGAGGACUCUGAGGACGAUGUCCUGAAAUACGUCAGGGAGAUAUUUUUCAGCUAACAUCUCCUCUCUGACUCCCCAGGAGCAGAGGGCACAAUGGGGAGGGUGUCUCUUCCCACGGCCCGGAAAACGGUGGGAGGAGGGCCUGGAGGGGGCUGUGCAUCCAUCUACUGUGUUGGCCCUGUUUAGCUGGUAGGAUACCCAUGAAGGCCAGAGGGGGAAAGAGGAGGUACUCACUUCUCCCACUCUGCUAGGAUUUGGCUCCAGAUUCGGAUGUGUUCGUUUCUGUUUCACAUCUCAGAGCAUAGACAGAUUAAAGAGGACAUUCGGGUUUC
Corvus hawaiiensis (hawaiian crow) is the source of this 770-nucleotide messenger RNA. RefSeq names its product cell cycle regulator of NHEJ (gene CYREN). Gene Ontology annotation, cellular component: nucleus; cytoplasm. Bases 1 to 495 code for a protein of 164 amino acids. Lineage: Eukaryota; Metazoa; Chordata; Aves; Passeriformes; Corvidae. Gene Ontology annotation, biological process: negative regulation of double-strand break repair via nonhomologous end joining; double-strand break repair via nonhomologous end joining. The record is from RefSeq and is a predicted model, not a curated record. The transcript is spliced from 2 exons.